Loa loa (African eye worm) is the source of this 300-nucleotide messenger RNA. RefSeq lists its product as hypothetical. The transcript is spliced from 4 exons. The record is from RefSeq and is a predicted model, not a curated record. NCBI's taxonomy places the organism in Eukaryota, Metazoa, Nematoda, Chromadorea, Rhabditida, Onchocercidae. Bases 1 to 300 code for a protein of 99 amino acids.
AUGUGUUCUAUAGCUAAUCCAUGUGAAUAUAAAGAUCCAUGUUAUUUCAAUGAAAUGACCGAACAUAUUCCUGUAAAUGUGCCCAUGAACACAAGAACUGAUUGCACUGAGGUCAUCAAUAAAGCGACUAGGAACGACAACGAAGGACUUUCAAAAUCAGAUCCAUGUUCAACGAAUCCAUGUAAGAAUGGCGUCACAUACAUUGCUAAAGGUGGAAAAGACAUGAUAACUUAUCGGAUAAACGAAACCAUCAAGACGAGAAGUGCAGUAGAUUUAAAAUAUUGCUUGUCAUUUCGGUGA